AUGGCCUCUCAAUUAAACGAAGAUUGUCUUUCUCAUAUAUUCAACUAUCUCACCCAAACUGCUGACGAUAUUGCUAUAUUAUAUCCUUGUGCUCUAGUCAAUAGAACUUGGUGCAAGGCGUCGAUUCCAAUAUUAUGGAGUAAUCCUUGGGCGAUCAGAAGUUGUUCGGAUUUAGCAAGGCGUCAUGAAUUACUUAUUAACGCUUACAUUUCUAAUUUACCUCAACAUUCAAAAGAUUCUUUAGCAAAAGUUCAAAUAAAUAUUAAGGCUGCUCAACGUACUUCCACUUUUGAUUAUGCUAGUUUUUUGAAACAUUUGAAAUUAUCUUAUUUUGGUAAUUCCGUUAAAUUCUGGAUUGAACGUUCUGUUGAAAAUGGUAUCAUUAAUCAAGACUCUCGACAAAUGAUUCAUUAUCUUAUUGUUGAACAUGUAACGAAGCUUUUACUCACAAGAUCAACAACUCUACGUAGCUUAGAUCUAAGAUAUUGUGAUGAUGAAAUGCUUGAUUGUCUUGAAAUUCUGGCUAGUGUUCUUGAAAACACUAACGAAGGUCUUGAUUGUCUUAUAUAUCUUAAAGAUUUCAAGUAUAGUGGAAGUAAUCAAGUAAUGCCUAGAAUAUUUGCUUCUCUUACUUCAAAAUGUCAAAAUAUAAAGCAAUUGGGUAUUUAUGGUUAUCGUCCAACUGAUAAUUUUAUUAAUUUUGUCGAUGUUCAAGAAACUUUAAAUGAUGCUACAAUAUCUUAUGAACAACUUGACUCUUUCUCUGAUUGGUCAAUAAUUCGUUUAUCCGUAGAAAAUAUAUGUUUCCCUCUUGACUUUUUAGUGAACUUUGCUAAUUUAGAGGAAUUAUAUUUAAGAUCAUUUGAUCAUGUUUUUUCUAGAGAGGGUUGGGAACCAUUGGCUCGUUUACCACUUAAACGAUUAAAAACUUUUUAUUUUCAAACUCAUUUAU
Messenger RNA from Racocetra persica, 952 nucleotides. Lineage: Eukaryota; Fungi; Glomeromycota; Glomeromycetes; Diversisporales; Gigasporaceae. The record is from the annotation of a GenBank genome assembly.